Molecule: messenger RNA, 5838 nt
Organism: Homalodisca vitripennis (glassy-winged sharpshooter)
Lineage: Eukaryota; Metazoa; Arthropoda; Insecta; Hemiptera; Cicadellidae
Exons: 8
Coding region: 630-2078 (482 amino acids)
Source: RefSeq, a predicted model, not a curated record
UUCGCGCAAUAAUAUACAAUAGAGCACUAUGCAAUAUCUUUUUACAAUUUGGACAUUGAACAAUUUAUGGUUUUUAUAGGUGAUGCUCUGUGUGAUAAAUUAAGUAAUAAGUUGUUAGUGUAGGACUUUUCAAUAAACUGCAAAUUGCAAUGAAAUGUCAAUUUUAAAGUAAUAAUUUUGAUAAAACAGUGGGGCUGGUGGACCAUUACCAGGGUGGGUUCCUAUUUUCAACAAAAUAAAAAUAUAAAGACAUUAUAUUUUCUCUACUCAACAGCAACAAUUCAAUAUUUAUAACAGUUCAUCGAUCAAGUCUUCCUUGCUUUUAUAACGAUCAGCUGAUUCCGGAUUCAUCGACGGGGAAUCGGAUGAUAACGCACAAUCAAGACAAAUAAACAAAGGAUAAUCACUAGAAUAGAAUAAAAUCUACUGAGAACAGAACCCUAAGGAUGCACACACAUAUAGACUAAUCUUGAAAUAAUGAGCUCAAUAUGAAAUCGCCUCUAAAUCAAUUUCGGAGAUAACCAUAGUUCUGGAUCAAAGUCGCACUUUGAAGAAGGAAGAGUGGUCUUAGGUAUGAACCUUGAGGAACACUCAUUGUCCAAGUGAAUGCCCUGUAGAAAGCUGGAGGGAUGUAUGCUGCGGCAGGAGGCGCCUCUCUGGCCUCAAGACAAGCCAGGAGGAACGUCAAGAAGCAACACAGCAGCACGGAUGUGGUUCAUCAGCAGUUUCAGAAACGUUUCAAUCAGCUGCAGGCUCAGCAUGCACCGGCCUCAGCAGAUCAUUACAACGCUCGUCAGCACGAGCAGCUUCUGGGCAAACUGCCGGAGAACUGUCGCCACUUUGAGCUCAAAGAACCAUUCCCCUUAAGAGGCCACGAGGACCCGCACCUCCUCAGGACUGCUCCUAUAGGUCUGCACUCGCGACUCCCGAGCUAUGUCGAUCUCAACGGACGCAUUACGGGGUUCGGUAGUUGUGACCUGUCCGAGGGUAAAGCCGCCACAGCAUGGUCCGAGCGCGAGAGACGUACAUCAGCCUCGGAGUGUGCCACGAGCCACCGCACCAAGCAGCGGGAGGCGCAUGGCAGAUGGAUGAAAAGAAACAGGAGGAAGGGGCUCCAGGCCACUCCAGACAUGCGUAAAGUACGCCUGGUGUUCCCCAGACAACCCGCUGCUGUGGUCAGGAGGAUACGUCGCAGGAAUACUCAUGUGGUACAAGAAUCAGAUGAUGAUAUCCACGACUCCUCCUUCGGCGGGAGCAGCUCAGAGGACGAGGACCUUCCCGGGGGCCUGUACGGCCACCAGAGUGCCGCGGCCAACGCCCUCCUGUACGUCGGCCUCGGGACGGUCGCCAUCGGGCUGGUCAUCGCCUUCGUGGGUACAGGGGAGAAGGGGUUCAAAACCCUGGAGCUUCGCUUGAUCGGCCCGACGCUCAUCGGAAGUGGGGUGCUGUGUUGUCUUGUACGUAUCUUCCUGUGUGUGUGUCCCACACGUUGCCUGAGACGACGGUUUCGUCACAGACACAGACGCAAACACCAGUCGGCCGGCGCGCAGCUCAACCGCCACGGCUUCCAGUCCGACAAGUGCACCGACUACUACAGACACUUGCCGUACAACAGAGCGGCGCAAGACUUCAUGCUGGAGCAGCCCAAGAAGAACAAGAAAAGGGUUUCCAUCAUCCCCGCCGGGCAGUCUGAGAAGGUCCUCUCUCCGCCACGGCAGAUCCCCCAGAUCAAUGUCCCUAGUUUCGUCAGUUCACCCGACAAGGACAAUCUGAUAGAGCUCACAAAGUUGGGGAACAGUUUGGAGGACAUGCACAGCAUUUCGAGCGAGGACUCUUUUAACGAAAACCUUCUGCUGGCGGAGAAAGACAAGGACGCUGCCAGCGCGGAGCGUCUCGCUCGGUUAAAGUCGACGCUCACAUUUGAUGACCCGGAAUUGCACGAGGUGAACCGAACGGUUACGAGGAUAGACGAAGAGGACUCGGAACUGCUCGAAGACAGCGCCCCCACCUCGCCAAUGCUAGCGGCUGAGUCGCACGAACUUGUUCUCAGCCCUGCCAAAUUGCAGAGUGGCGAUUAGUUUCGUCCCUCUUUGGAAUCCAAAAAUACUUGUAUACUUUGGGUUAGUCAUUAACUGUAGAAAAAUUACAUGCAACAGUUAUAUUUUUUACGUUUUAUGUAUUUAAAUUUGUUGUGUUUUAAUGCAGUAACUACCAAACAUAUUGUAUGUCAAGUUAAAAUAAGAAACUCUUAAGUAGUUGUAAAACAAGAAUCUAAUGGAUAACUGCAUAAAGUUAAACUGUAAUAUAUUAUUUAUUUAUAUAGAAUUUCAAUAUUCAUGUUGUUUAUUUUUUGAUAAAGUAUUAAAUUGAUAAUAAUAAAUUACAUUUAUGAUUAAGUAUUAAAUAAUAAGUUUAUUCCAUGAUUCAGUACCAUACAAUGUUGGUAUUUUUUUAAUGUUAAAAUACUUUUAUAAUAUUAAUACUGUUGUAUUUUGAUUGAAGAAUUAAUAAUAUUAUUUAAUGCAUGAUUCAUUACUUUCAUAUUCCGACCAUGGUAAUAUUUCCACUAAAGGCAUUUAAUCUGUAUAAUUCUACCUAAUUUACUUUUUUAUUAAAUAUAAGUCUUACAGGGUGCAGGUGAACAUAUUUCAUUUAUUCACAGAGUCAAUUAUCAUGAUUCUGAACAACUGUUAUGCCAUAUGUAAUGAUUUAAGUGGUUUAAGGAUAAAUUACUGUUUUUGUGCCUUAUGUAAAUGUGUAUAAUAAAAUAUGUUAGAUUACACCAAAUAGUUUGUUACAUUUUACAACAAAUUGGUUCAAAAUUUCAAUUUCAGGUGUAAGUUUCUUGUAAAAUAUAAUUUUACCAACAGUUUAUACUUAUUAUUUGCACUGAUUGUUCUUAGAUGGUGCUGUUGUGUGUACAUCUUGUUCAAAUGUUUCGUAUUAUCGAGUUUUAAUGUUUAUUUUAAACAUUGUGUAUGCCUCCUUUUUUGGCAUAUAAUAAAUAAAUAUAUUUUGAUAAUAUUAGAAUGUUCUGAUAAAUUAAUUUUUAAUAAAACCUUAUACACGUUAUUUUUGGAUUCCAAAGUGUAAACAUUGUUUUAAAUGUGAAAUCAACGGAGCUUUUAGAAUAGAAUGUUUCUUUUACCAUUUUUAGGACAGAAAUGCUUCCAUAUUGUUUCAUUUUUCAUCGAAAAAGGCGAUAUUCAUUUCACAGACAUUUAUUAAGUUGUCACAUGUUGAAAUCAGAGUGUAUUUUUUGUAAUCCGUGAUUGAUUUUCCAAAUCAAAUAAAUCUGUCCAUAGUUUUAAGUAGCCUAAGUUAUUUAUAAUGUUUUGUAUUCAAAUAAUUUACGAAUUACAUCCAAAAGCUUAUGAAUUACAUUAAUUCUAGUGGUCAUUACAUUUUUAAAAGAGGUAUAUGUAGAACUUUAAAUUGAAUAUUAGGGCUGAGAAAAUUUAUCUUUAAAUGUAUCUGAUUUUAUUACAUUGUGAUUAAAUAGUACAGAACAUUUUAUUUCAAAUCAAGUCUGAACAAACCUCAACUCAAUAAAAACCAAAUAGACAGUAAGCUUGAGUUUAUCAGUUUCAUUAUGUUAGCCAUUAAUUUUAAUUAAACAAUUUUGUACCUAACAAUGGUGAGUGAAAAAGACAACACUGUGUAGAACUAGACUACAUGAGACAACAAUCAAAAGAAGCUCGUCACUGUAAACAUUAAAACAGGUUUUUAUUACUCAAAAUAACAAGUUCUUAAUGUUUUUACUUUAUGUAUUUUACUAUUUAUAUCAAAAACCAUGUAAAAAUGAAAGUGCUACUAUGUUGCAAUGAACACUCCUCUGUAGCAAAGUGUAAAAUACUCUGUCUCUGACUGGAAGUACGGUUCUCAGACGGGAGAAGGGUAGGUUGAUAAAAGUAUACUUGGUGGGUUCGAACUACUGUUAUUAACUAAAGACCCCACAGCAUUAAAAUAAUUAAAAAAAUAUUUUCAUCUAGUUUUAAAAUUAAAAUAAAGUACCAUUACUUAAUUGUGAAUCUGCUACACUAAAUAUAAAUCAAGUAGAACUAAAAAGAUACAAUUCCAAAAACACGAGUCUGUAAAAUUUUAAACUAGACAGUUUAAAUCAUUUUAAAUUCAUACCUAAUUUGACCAAAAAUUAUAAGUGUAAUUAUUUUUAUAAAUAGUCUAAUAAUGUGAUUGGUGGUAAAAAAAAGACACUGAUGUAAUAUAAAACAAAAUAAAUUUUAGAAUUAGAUUUAAAAAAACCCUGUCUUACCUUUCUUAUUCCUUUCAUAAAAUGCGAGUAUUCAUUUUACAAGGAAGGAGUACGCCAGACCAAACCACAUGUUGCGGUUAUAGAGCCAAAUGUCUGACAAUCUUUUGCCAUUAAGUUGCACAUAAUUUUAAUAGCUAUUUUUGCUAGAGAAGGAUUUGAUUGAGGUUAUGUUUAGAAGUGGAAUUAUAAACACAUAUACCAUAGGAUAUGUUUAUGAAUAAAUUAAAUGUAAAUUGGUUUAGUUACCUAAUUUUGUCAUUCUACCUAACACGUACAGAUGAGAAUUUCUUUAAUGUCAUUUUUGUGUGAUUCGUCCAACUUAAUGUAUUGUAUUGUUAAUAAUUGAACCUAGAAAUUUUGUAGAGUCAAUUUGUUCUAUGAUUUGUGUGUUAAUAUAUUGUGGGAUUCAAAGGAACUCUAGCUAGCCUAAUUCAAAAAUAAAUUAAUUAAGUUUUAUUUAUUUUUAAAAUCAUGCUUUGUUGUUAAAUAAAUUUUGUAAAUUUAAAACGGUUCCAGAUGAUACAAAUCCAAUUUUCAAAUUUCAAGAUUUGUUCGAAAAAACACAUCAGCGUAAUCAGCAUAAACACAAAUUUUGCUAUUACCACUGUUUCAAAUUACAAAAAGAAAUGUUGGUCUCAGGAUCGAACCCUGAGAGAUUCUAUAAAGAAUGUUUUUUAGUGAAGAUGUAUAAUUUUUAUAAUAUAUACUUUCCUUAUGAAUAACUUCAACAUACUGCUUCCUAUCACAUAAGUAGGAACAACCAAUUUAAUUCUUCACCCUGUAUUCUAUAGUAAGAAAGUAUUUCUAAAAGUUUACUGUGACAUACACUGUCAAGUCACCGGUCAAGUGACAUAGCACUCAGGUCCAUGAAUACUCUGACAACGUGUUCUCUCUGUCUACGGCAUUUAUGAUUGUCUGAAUAAAAUUCACUGCAACUGUAAUAGUAGACUUUUCAGGUCUGAAACCGUGUUGAGAUUGUCUAUUAACUGAUAUAUUCUAGAAAUUCCAAAAUCUGUACAUAAACAACACGUUCAAAUAUUUUUGAAAAAGCUAAAAGUAAAGAAUUUGGCCAGUAACCAGAGAUUUAAUUACGAUCCUUUUUUUUAAGUUUGAAUGAUCUUUACUAUGUUAAGUUUUGAUGGAAACAAAUCAAAUACUAGGGAAGAGUGUAUUAAAUGGGUUAUUGGUUUUAUUAUGUGUUGUUUGACAUGUUUUAUUAUGGUCAUAGGAAUGUCAUCAAAAUCUGGUGAAUGUUAUUGUCAUAGGAUAAUAUUAUUUUGUCAACUUUUAGGCAAGUUACAGAUCUGAACAUAAGUGUGUUAUUUUUAUUUGCUGCCAUUGAAUGAAUAUUGACCGGAGAUAUGGAGAGGUUUGGCACUACUUCCCUGUCAAUUACAUUAACAAAUUAAGUAUUGAAUAUAUCUCAUUGUUCAGAACAACUAACUAUUAUUUUCAAUUUUUUUAUCUUUAGAUUUACUAGUGUCAGUGAUUUUUCUCCUACUUUAAUGUAUAUAAUUCUCCAUGUGGUCUUAUUGGGAUUACAUGAAUUUUCUAUUUAUAAGUCA